Lecanosticta acicola is the source of this 1198-nucleotide messenger RNA. The record is from the annotation of a GenBank genome assembly. NCBI's taxonomy places the organism in Eukaryota, Fungi, Ascomycota, Dothideomycetes, Mycosphaerellales, Mycosphaerellaceae.
AUGACGCGGAAACUGCAGAAGGAGCUGGAGAUCGCGUGUACGGCCGUCCAGCACUGCGCCGUCCUCACCCAGCGACUCCAGAGGGAGACGGUCGGCCAGGACAGUCAGAUCAAGAAGAGCGACUUCUCGCCCGUUUCAAUAGGAGACUUUGCCUGCCAGGCCUUGCUCACCGCUGCCACCCAGAGUGCAUUCAGAGGCGACAAGUACCUCGCAGAAGAGUCGGCGGAUGACUUGCGCCAGAAUGCCUCGCUUCUCGAUCAGGUCUGGCAGCUGAUACAAGACGUGAAGCCGGCGUUUGCCUCCAGCAAUCUCGCCGUACCCGCUUCCAGGCAGGAAGUCUGCGAUCUGAUCGACCGGGGCGGCAAGAAUCAGAAGAGCGACGAGGGCAGGACGUGGGUCUUUGAUCCCAUCGAUGGGACUCAGACCUUCCUUCGCGGCCAGCAGUAUGCUCUCAACUGUGCAUUCAUGAUUGACGGCAAGGAGGAAAUCGGCAUCAUCGGCUGUCCCAACCUCCAGGUCGACUCCGAUACUGUCUCCGAAGAUGACGUUGACCACAAUGGCAUGGGUCUCAUGAUCUUCGCCGUCCGUGGAGAGGGCACUUGGAUGCGGCCGAUGCAGAGUGGUGGCACACUUUUGCCUGCAACGCGGUUGGAACGCCACGGCGACACGGCCACGCUCGAUAAGUUGGUGUGGUCGGACUGCUCUACUUACACAUCGACUAUUCUGCAUUUGCAUCAGCAAGUGGCAGCAAAGCUCAAUACGCCCUGGCCGGGCGUCGAUCUCUUCAGCUCGCUCAUGAAGUAUGCUGCUCUGGGUCUCGGACGCUGCCACAUCGUCAUGCGGAUAUUCAAGUACGCCAGCUGGAGAAGCAACAUGUGAGAACAUCAAACGCCACGCCUUGGAAGAGUUGAGGCUGACACUUCGCAGGUGGGAUCAUGCAGGCGGCGUGCUCAUUUUCGAAGAAGCUGGAGGCAAGGUCACGGACUUGAAUGGCAAGCCGAUCGACUUCACCCAAGGCAGGAAGAUGGCCGAAAGUAAGUCAUCCGAAGACCGACGCUGAAAACGGAUACUGAUGGUCCGACCAGACUAUGGACUCCUGUGCGCACCCUCGUCGGUGCAUGCCGAAGUACUCCAAAGCAUCCACGAGACUCUGCAAGCCUACGAGAAGUCGCAAGGACCAAUACCGUGGAGCAAGUAA